Molecule: messenger RNA, 1322 nt
Organism: Cryptomeria japonica (Japanese cedar)
Lineage: Eukaryota; Viridiplantae; Streptophyta; Pinopsida; Cupressales; Cupressaceae
Product: microtubule-destabilizing protein 60
Exons: 8
Coding region: 126-959 (277 amino acids)
Biological process (GO): mitotic spindle assembly; regulation of mitotic spindle organization; activation of protein kinase activity
Cellular component (GO): nuclear microtubule; mitotic spindle
Molecular function (GO): protein kinase activator activity; microtubule binding
Source: RefSeq, a predicted model, not a curated record
GAUGUUGAUGUUCCGUUCCGCACCACCAGAAUAUGAAAAUGAAUUUCAGGGGGUGUUUGUUGGAGUUGGGGGAGAGAGUUAUAAUAUAAAAGCCCUCUGCCUCUGUUCCCGCUUCUGCAAAAGCAAUGGCUUUGGCGUUGGGAAUGGAGGAGAACUGUGAUCCCAAUUCUAAUUGCAAAACAUUCUCUCUUUCUCUCUAUCAACAUAGUCAUAUCACCCACAAUGCAAAUGCACCCAAAUGCACUGUUCCAAAUUCAACCAAGGGUUUUGAGAGCUCUUCAUCUGUGUCAGAGUCUUCAGAGGGCAAUGAGAGCACUAGUAGUGGGAAGAGGGUGCGGAGGAGAUGGGUGUUUCCUUCCCAAAUUAAUCAAUACAGCAGUUGUGAAAGUACAGAGGCGUCCAGGAAGGGAGUCUGGCAGAAGAAGUUGAAUUUCCGUGAAAGAGGAGAGAAGAGAGUUGUGAAAUUGACAAGCGUAAAGCCAUUUGAGCUUAAGACACAGGAAAGGGGUCGAUUGAAGGAGCAAGAGUUUAUGAAAAAGGUACAUGAGAUGCUUGUUCAAGAAGAAAAAAUUCGUAUCCCAAUUGCACAAGGUUUACCAUUAACAACAGAUGAACCACAGAUUUUGCCAAGGCCACCAACAAGAGAGAAGACACAACCAUUGGAUGUGAAGCUUCAUACAGAGACGAGAGCAAUUCAACGAGCUCAAUUUGAUCAAUUGAUUGCAGAAAAAUGUUAUUUUCUAGAACAACAAAGGCUAGAAGAAGAGAGGAUACAAAAGGUACUUGAAAUAGAAGAAGUUAAGAGAAUGAGACAAGAAAUGAUUCCUCGAGCUCAAAUGAUGCCUUUCUUUGAUCAACCCUUUGUUCCACGAAGGUCCACAAUGCCUCUCACAAUUCCAAAGGAGCCAAACUUUCACACAUCUCUUAGGAAAAGAGCCAAUUGGGGUUUAUGCAUGUGAAAUAUCAUCAAAUCACAUAAAAUAUCAAUUCACUACAUGUGUUGGAUAAUUAUGCAGCUAUAGAUAGUUUUGAUACUAAUCCUAUAAGUAUAUGAAUCUUAAUGAGUAUGGUCAAAUAGGAAUUUAGUGUCUUAUUGUCAUCCAUUCUCAAAAGAGAAGAUGUAAUCUAAAAUUUCCCAUUUUUGUGUACAAAUAAGUAAUGGGUCUAGGAGAGAUUGUAAUUAUCUCAUAAUGUAAUUUGUUGGAAUCUUCUACCACAUAUAGGACACAACUAAUUGAUGAGUUAAGCAUUUAGAAAAAUGUAUUUUUUUGUCUUUUGUAAAAUGAUAUUUUGGAGUGGUUACACCCUAAGAAAUAUUAUAU